Peromyscus leucopus (white-footed mouse) is the source of this 322-nucleotide messenger RNA. Its product is annotated as cytochrome P450 3A31-like. Gene Ontology annotation, molecular function: oxidoreductase activity, acting on paired donors, with incorporation or reduction of molecular oxygen; testosterone 6-beta-hydroxylase activity; iron ion binding. Gene Ontology annotation, biological process: steroid metabolic process; oxidative demethylation. Lineage: Eukaryota; Metazoa; Chordata; Mammalia; Rodentia; Cricetidae. Bases 54 to 296 code for a protein of 80 amino acids. The transcript is spliced from 3 exons. The record is from RefSeq and is a predicted model, not a curated record.
GAAAGUCAAAUUUGUAUUUUCUUGGACUCCAGGAUUUUGUCCCUGUGGGGAUAAUGAGAAAAGCCAUCUCCAUGUCUAAGGAUGAGGAGUGGAAGAGAAUGCGAACCUUGCUGUCUCCCGCCUUCACCAAUGGAAAACUCAAAGAGAUGUUCCCCAUCAUUGAACAGUAUGGAGAUAUUUUGGUAAAGUACUUGAGAAGAGAGGCAGAGAAAGGCAAGCCUAUCCCCAUGAAAGAAGUGUUUGGGGGCCUACGGCAUGGAUGUGAUCACAAGCACAUCAUUUGGUGGGAGUGUUGAUUCCCUCAACAACCCAAAGGAACCUU